Porites lobata is the source of this 6571-nucleotide messenger RNA. NCBI's taxonomy places the organism in Eukaryota, Metazoa, Cnidaria, Anthozoa, Scleractinia, Poritidae. The record is from the annotation of a GenBank genome assembly.
CAGGCAGCCAGCAAACAAAUCCGUAGGAGAAGAUCCACUUCUUCCAGCCUCAACACAUGUGCUGUGCAUAUUGCCGCAGAUCAUUUGUUCUUUAAACAUGUGGGUUUAUCUUCUGAGCGAGCUACGGUAACAGAGAUGGUGUAUCACAUGGGGAUGGCUGAUAGAUCCUUUAGAGCAACUGACUUUAACCAGGAUGGGGGAUCUGGAGAUGGUAUUGGUUUUGUCAUAGCAGCUGUAACGGUUUUCCACAACGAGACCUCCGAAGGUAGGUUGAUCAAGAUCAAGGCUGAUAAGGAUGUCAAAGGCGAAAGCCAUUAGCUGAACCAGGAGAGUGGGAUGGGGGUGGAGGGGGUGCAUGUUUCUACCAUCGAUUCGAUGGGUAUAUUUGAUUGGAAACGAGGCUGAUCGAGGGUAUAUUUGAUUGGAAACGUAACGAGGUUGCUUGAGCAAAGUGAAUUAAAACAAAUGGCGUUCGCAGCUAUUCGUAGACGAAAUAGCUGAAUUUUUUACUUAAAUUGAAUGGAAAAAAAUGUAAGAAUGCGCAAAACGGAUUGCUCGAUGGAUUUUAUAGACUCUUAGGAGUAUCUGCAAAAAAAGAAAAACAACAACUGUUUAUAUCCUGAAACAGUGACGAGAAAUAAGCCAAAGUUUUGAAAAACGUCUGCUUACAGGUAAGCAUGUUAAGAACUGAGAAAUAUUUUGAAUUAAUAAUAAAACAAUUCAUGAAUUCGGCUGUCGUACGGCUGUCGUUCUGCAGAUCCUCCUCGAUCUGCAGAAUUCUUCACAUCCUACUCAGCCUCACCCCUCAUUCAACAAUUGUUAAAUGAUCAGUGACUGCUGAUGUAAAUAAUGAGCCUGGAUGAGCAGAUACAUCUCAGAUAAAAAUUAACCAAUUGUAAAAAACUAUGGCUAAUGCAAGCUUAACCAAUCGCAUACGAGUUCUUAACAACUCAUCCAGGCUCAGUCUUUCCAGAGACUGAAAGCAAAAUUGAAUUGUAGUGAUAAAAUUCUGCACAAUUACAGAACAGUACUCCCUGACGUCUUGUUUUUUUACAACUCAGGCUCUUUAGCAAGCCCAGAAAGCAUCAAAAUUAUGCCUUUUCUCGAGAAAUGGAGCGAGAUCGAUCACGACUCAUACUGUCUGGCCCUACUGUUCACAUACAGAGACUUUGAAGACGGGGCCUUAGGACUUGCCUGGGUAGCAGACCCUGAGGUAGACACACCUGGCGGAAUAUGCUCAAAGAGGCUUCCUGUAGAUGAUCUAGGCGAGGAGACAUUUAAUUUCAACACAGCAAUUGCGAGCUUUCAAAAUUUUGGCGUCAGGAUCCCAAGGAAAGCGUCAGUGAUCACUGUUGUUCAUGAGCUUGGACACAGCUUUGGAUCAGAGGUAUAUGGCAUGCGCAACAACGUACGAUGAUGAUCAUGAAUGAUAAGCAAAGACGGCGGAUUGAUUUUCUUGACCCUCCCCCCGGGACAUUCCCUUAUUUGGCCGGGUAUGUGCCGCUACGCGUAAAUGCCGGGUAUGGUUUUCAGGGUAUCAUUGAGUCUUAAACAGGGUGUACAAUUUUUAAUUUAGCUUUCCAAGGCUUUUAAAAGAGUGUAAAGUUUAGCAAUGAGUGGUCUUCAUUUGGGUGGUACGCAGCAAGUUAUUGUUUUUCUUUUUUGCAAAAAUCGCAGAUUAACAAAAUGCUAAAUGAAAUGAAUCGGGGUCAUUCAAUAAGGUCUUUUGUUUAGGGUAGCGAAAUGAUCGAUGAACGAUGAAUGAUGUUUGUCGAUGUUGGCCAGGGUUUGAAUGCCUUAGCCGGCACACCUCGAAGGGCAAAUAAUACAUUUGAAGAGCUAAUUUUCUAGUCAACACUCUUAGUAAAAGGUAGUGUAUGGUUUGUUUUUUUAUCAUCAUCAUUAUUAUUAUCGUUAUUAUUACUAUAAUUAUUAUUAUUGUGAUUUUUUUCUGAUCUUCCCAGCAUGAUCCGGACUCCGCGCAAUGUUCACCGGGUGGAAAAGCUGGUAAUUUCAUCAUGUACUCCCGUGCCAGCGAUGGGCAUGAACCGAAUAAUCUUCUGUUCUCUCCAUGCAGUAAGCGGCAGAUAGCUCUUGUCAUUUCUAGAAAGGGUGCUGAUUGUUUCAUUGGUGAGUUAUACAUUAGCAUCCCACGUAGGCGUUUUUAUACCCUGUUAGCAAAGGCCUCUUUUCCCUGGUAUUCGGCGGGCGAAUGCCAGGGACAAAAGACCUCUGCUAGAAAGGAAGCGUUUUGAGGGAGGUUGUAUUUCCUCCCUCCCCUGAUUACGACUUCCCUAAAAAUACCUUCGUGGGAGGCUAGCUAUACAUAAGCCCAACAUUGAUUUGUCCGCUAUAGCCUGCUAAGUAUCCAAAAAGCAUAACACAACGCCAAGCAAUGCAUGCGUCUCGAUUAUAGCUAAAAUUUUCCUCACAUAGUUUUUAAGACUAUUAACAGACAUUUCGAUUCAUUUUUAACGACAACUGUUUCAGUUCUUUUCGUAGUUAGUGGAAAAUAGUGAAAAUACGGGUACAGAGAGUGCUAGCCCUUUCCACAAGACCAGUCUUUUUGGUACUCAAACUCGUCCUCAGGGUGCCCGCCCGCACUUUUUAAGGAAAAGGCUCUUUGGGACGGGAAUGUUUGGCCUUUUCUGAGUCGCGAACGGAGCGAGAAAAAUUAAAGCGAGGGAGAACGAGGAAGAGAGAUUUCCAUUGCCUUUUCUCCACACGUUCUUUACUGCUUCGUUCUUCCACUUUCUUAACGUGUAGAACAGGUUACGAAUGUGCUUAUAGUGAAAGUUGAAGUUUCACAAAAAAAAAACUGUAUUGUAUUACCAGCUCAUAACAAUGGUUCGUACUGUGGCAACAAGAUCGUGGAGCAAGGUGAAGAUUGUGAUUGUGGAAGACCAACGGAGUGUCAAGCAGUGGACAAGUGCUGUGUGGCCAGAGAUGACACGCGUGGAACACCAGGAUGUGCAGUGAGGCCAGGAAUGCAGUGCAGGUUAUGUACACCCUAGGGCGUUGGCGUAACGCGCAAAAUAGGCGGGGACAACCUGCUAUCAAGCGCCUUUUUUGGGGGAGGGAGAAAGUCGGCGGACGGCGAGUUUUACAAAGAACAAGGGGAGGACACCUGAUCGUAGGUUAAGGCGGGGAAGCAAACGUUUCCUUGCCAGCCUAACUGCAAAAGUUGACCCAAAUAAACUGCUCGCCGUAGACGCUUGCUAUGGAAGCUCUGGGAAACGUCUUCCCGCACAAACUAGCACAUAGGACACUAGCCAUCAAACUUCGAGUCUCCAGUGCGCAGGGCACAUCGAAAAUCUAUCCAACUGAGUUAGAGUACUUACUCGGUAGGACAUAUUUUUGUUGGAAUUGAGGAAUAUGGUAGCCUGUGUUGUUAAAGGAGUUAUGCACGUUUCGUUUCCCAACUUUCGAUUUUUGCUCGCGCAGACGCGCGAUGUAGAUUAAAAAUGAUAGUUUGCAAGCCCUUUCUAUUUGUAGACUAAAGACAGCUAUCCCUUUUCACAGUUAAGAUUCUUUAUCAUUACUUUUUCCUUUUCAGUCACGUGGCAGGGUCAUGCUGCUCUGAAGACUGUAGAGUCAUCCCAGAAUCCCAAGCGCGCGUGUGUCAAACAGAAACAGACUGCAGAGUGGAGACGACGUGUAAAUAUCCUUUCAUUGGUUCUUGGUCAUAAGGGAGGAAAACUCCCAUUCAGUGCGGCAAAGGGCGACAGUGGUAUAGGAAACACACCUGGUCACAGUCCAUCGUUCAAACAUGCUUAAAUUCAGCUUUGUUUUGAGCCUUGGGUUGAAGCCUAGGAAAACGUACUUGUUUUAGAUUGUCUAGAGUGGCAACUUUAGGGGUACACAGAAGAGUAUUUUCAAACGAGAAGGUAACGUGGUUAACGUUGGUGGAAAUGGAGUAUCGGGAUAAUGAAAUAUUAAUAUAAGAUAAGAAACACAAGUCUAGGCAAGAGUCCGAACAAGUUCAGAUCGGGGUUGCAUGAAAAACGAUGCGCAGAUGCGCAAACAGGAAAUAUAUUCAAGUUCUUACCCAUUGGUGAUUACACUUAGUCAAUCAUUUUUAUCACUAGUCUACAGCCGCCCGCGACCAGUGGUUUUACCGCUGAGCGCUACAAAGCAUGCGUGUGUAAGGUUCGACCGAGAAACCACCGUGUACGGGUGGUUACAUAACUGUGUGUCACAACCUAGUCAUGAUUUGGCUUGCGUUGCCCACGGAAUCAGCAAUCUUAAGUAUGCGUUCGAUUGAUCGUACCUCGGAAUAAGUAUACGCAAAAUUGUUGUUGCAAAUCUCUGGUACCAUGAUUCUUGGACCAUUUGAACGCUAGAUACAGCGGAGUAUUUUAUUUCAAGCAGAUUCCAAGGAAUGCAAAGAAUAGCAACACAAAUAAUUUUCUAGAGUCUAUAUUACGGAAAACCGUCAGUCGAACACGCCCUUAGCCUACGUGUAGCCGCACCAUCCCUCGACAAAGGAAAAACGGAGAGGGGGAGGGUGCGGCUACACGUUGGCCAACACGCCCUAGCUUUAAUGAACUUUUCCUUUAACUCUUCAAAAUGGCCGCAGUGGGCGUUGCCCCGAAGAAUGGAAACCCAGUAACGUAACAUGUAAUAGCGGAUCCAACACUUGCUUGGAUGGUGCCUGUACUGGAUCAAUAUGUGCCCUGUAUGGGACCAAUGAAUGCGAAUGUCAUGACGAUCCAGAUGAGAUGUGCCACGUCUGUUGUAACAGCAGCCUUGUGAGUCUAUCUUAAGUUGGUGGAAUUAAAUAUUUUCUUAUCUUCAGAUGUGUUAAGUACAUUGUAAGGGAAUUACUUUUCCGAAGACAGUUUUGCUGUGAACGUGUAAACAGCUGAAAGUGUAGUUUAGCCGAACAAGAAGAGCUUUUAGCGAAAUAUGUUGGUGGAAAUCUGAGGACAGAAGCCAAGAAAUAUAGGUUUCCUUAAAGUGUUGGUAACUCUGUGCGGCGCUGUUUUAGAACGUCCAAAAAAUUAUUUCGUGUUUUUAUAUUUAUCGUUUUAAGAACCAAAUAGUAGAUUUUUAUUAUCCGAUCUACCCCUUGUCAAAACCCAUUUUCAAACAUGAAUCUUACAUCGAUAUUUAAGAAAGUAGUUUGGUCCGGUGUGGGGAACCUUUUUUAUAAAAAUGCAAGUUUUCAAAAAAGUGGCUGCCAAAAAUCAGUAGCCAUAGUAACAUCAAUGUUGAGGUACACGUCAAUGUUCCCAGAUAAAUUUCGCCAAGUUUGGCGGUCUAGCUUGAACGGUUUUAUUAAACGUUAUUCAAUUUACUAUUAGAGCCGGGGGCCGGUCUGAAUAGGGUUAAACAGAGGAUUUACAAAUUUACGGCCAAAGCCAUCUCUUUUUAGCUCGCUCAAGUACGCUAAUGAUAGCAUGAACAUAGGAGUAAAUCCGCUCGCGUAAGUGCGGUGCACUAGUGCUUGCUGAGGGAAAAAUUCUUUGAUGGGCGGUGGUUGGCAUAUUUUCGUUACUGUAAUGUUCCCAGGCAAGCAAGGAAGAAAAAAGAAAAGAAAACGAGAGCCUCUUAAUAUAACAAGAAGACAUGACCAUGUGCAUUGUUGAUUUGCUGUUGCAGGGAGUCUGUGUGUCAGCCAGCUACUAUCUGGGAAGGGUGAUUCUUAAGCGUCCCGGCAGCACUUGCAAGCUUCAUACUGGGUAUUGCGACUCGUUUGGAUUCUGCAUCACAGUGGAUAGUGAUGACUUACUGAACAAUCUCAGGGACGCCUUUAAAAGAUUAUUCUCCAAAGCUGCUAUAAAAAGCUUGUGGACCUGGAUUAAGGGACACUGGUACGUUUUUCAAUGUUUUGAGUUGGCCGGACGAAUAAGGGGGACAGUUCCUAAAUUAGCCGUGGUGUUGCCUCGGUUGGGAAAGUGAAACAAAAAAGGUUUUAUCAACUGAGCUGAUGAAGUAAAUUGGCUGUUGUAGUGAGGUUAAGAAGCAGACUUAUCAAGCGCUUGCCCCUUCGUCAGAGCUAGCCUGACAGGCUUCAAGAUAGAAAUGUACAUAGAUCGUGAAAAACGCACUGGGUGAGAGAGAGAGGGCUUCCCCAGAUCAUGCGCGUCUUAUUCUCACUUGUUUUGUUCCGGUGAACCUCACACUAUCUGAGAACCUGGGGCAGACUACUUGAGAGCGGGUCGAGCAUGGUUUACAUACCGGAUGUUGGAGAUAUGAUAUUGGUGGGAGCAUGGUAACGUGAAAAACAGUAAUAAAUUAACUGACUUUGAAUAUACGAAGUAAAUCAUAUACGUGAACUGAACAUGAAUAGAUGACAGUGGAUGUGAUCCGCGUAACUGAACGACUAACUUUUCUUCUUGUCUUAUAAUUUUUCCCCUGUAGGUUCCUUCUCCUCAUUAGUAUCGGCGGCAUUUGCCUGAUCAUUGCUCUAUUCAAGGUCACAUAUCGCUCCAGAACAAGUCUCACAGGUCUUGCAAGACGCACUGUCUUGCGAUGCCUUGUUGGAAACCAGCAGGCUGUGCACGUAAGAAGCCAUGAAGUAUCUGCGGCAGACUUUGACGAAGUCGUGGGAGAUAUAAACUUGUAA